Molecule: messenger RNA, 2108 nt
Organism: Aspergillus ruber CBS 135680
Lineage: Eukaryota; Fungi; Ascomycota; Eurotiomycetes; Eurotiales; Aspergillaceae
Product: PAP2 domain protein
Exons: 5
Coding region: 315-1928 (537 amino acids)
Cellular component (GO): endoplasmic reticulum membrane
Molecular function (GO): sphingosine-1-phosphate phosphatase activity
Source: RefSeq, a predicted model, not a curated record
AUCCUUUCUACGGAGUACUAUUACUCUAUCGUCGAUCGUCGUUGUGCAAACCUGUCGUAUUCGUAUAGCUGACUAAGCACACUAUAGGGGCCGCAAAGAAAAGCCCAAUAUGACAUUCAUUCCUCGGUCCCUCCAUAUGUUCGACGGCGCGCUUUUACUCAGCUGCUUCCGUACGAUUUUUUUGUUGAUUGCCUCGAUGGCCCCUCGUGCGCCAUAAACGAGCCCGUUCUUCGCCUUAACUACGCAGCAACUCUAUGGGGGAGACCGCAAUUUUCGCAUCGUUCUAAUAUCCACGGCCUCGGCAUUUUACCAGUAUGGCUCAGGGGACAAACGGCCAGCCAGAUGCCGGGCUGAGAAGCCUCGAUCAUUACCGCUACCAGCUGCCGUCCUGGCGUUAUUGGCCCCGACAGAAACUUCUUCCUCUCGUGCGCUAUGAAACGCCCUACCUGGCCUGGUUCCAGGAAAGAAUCCGGACGCCGUCGCUAGAUUCCUAUUUCGCCUUCACCGCAAAUCUCGGCACCCAUACCUUUUUCAUGAUAUUCUUGCCGAUAUUGAUUUGGAGCGGUCAAAUAACCAUGGGUCGAGGGCUGGUACACAUGUUGGCUUCGGGCGUUUUUUUCAGUGGUUUCGUGAAGGACCUACUAUGUCUUCCGCGGCCGUUAUCGCCCCCGCUUCAGCGUAUCACCAUGUCCGGCUCCGCCGCUUUGGAAUACGGCUUCCCUUCGACUCACUCCACAAAUGCGGUAUCGGUUGCGGUAUACUGUCUCGGAUUGCUUAAUUCACCUGAGUCGACUCUGGGCCCGCGUCUGAACUUGGCGCUCCAAGCCCUGACGUGGGUUUACGUGACCUCCGUAGUGCUUGGCCGCUUGUACUGCGGUAUGCAUGGUUUCUUUGAUGUGAUUAUUGGGUGCCUGCUGGGUGCCUUGAUUGGAUUUAUUCAAUUCGCAUACGAGCCGUUUUUUGAAGAAUCGUUAGCCUCGGCAACUGGCUUGCAGGUCUUGCUGCUGGUACUUGUGAUUCUGGCUCUGGUUCGCAUCCACCCCGAACCUGCAGAUGACUGUCCAUGCUUCGAUGAUAGCGUGGCUUUUGCGGGGGUCAUGCUGGGCAUUGAAGUGGCUUUCUGGCAUUCUGCGCAGUCCGGAAUUUUAUGGGCCGAUCCUUCGUAUGAGUAUGAAGACUCGGGCACAGUCAAGACUGUCUUGCGCAUGAUUCUCGGCGUGGUACUCAUAUUCGCAUGGAAAGAAAUCAUGAAGCCCUUUUUACUGCGCAUCCUGCCUCCCGUCUUCCGAGGACUGGAGAAACUGGGUCUCAUUCUUCCUCGAAGGUUCUUCACCAACGCCUCACAAUAUUCCACGGUCCCCGCACAGCUCACCGAUGACGAAGUACUUCCAAAAUUCUCGGAAAUCCCUUCCAUUCUUACAAAUAUUAGCCAAGCUCGACGACGGGCUGUCUCUAUCGGUCCGCAAUCCGAGGCUGAUGCAUACGAAACCCUAGCAUAUCGCGAGAAGCGCCGACGGGAAAGUCGUUCAGGUGGUAACCGACCAUCACCUGUGUUGGAAGAAGCGGACAGCAAGCACGGAGUCUCCGCAGCAGUGGACGGACGGCAACCUUCGCUAGCGCGCAGAGCGACCAAACUGAAUGACUAUGAAAAUAUGAUGGGAACGGGCACUCCUCGCUACAAUAGCCCUCAUGAUCCCGGGACCGAUGGGGACCGGACAGACCGCUCGUCCCCGCCCGUGCCCUUUCCUCCCUACGAAGAGCCACCGGAUGAGGCCGAAAUGUUUCGGCAGAUUAAGCGACCGCGUGUGCGGUACGAUGUGGAGGUGAUUACCAAAUUGAUAGUGUAUUCUGGUAUUGCGGCGCUUGCUGUCGAGGGAGCACCCCUUGUGUUCGAACUGGUGGGAUUGGGUAUGAUCAAAGCGAAAUAAUGCAGUAUAACUCGACAGAGAGGCUCCAUUGGAAAAUCAGCAAAUUUUUUACUUCGAUUCUUUGUCCAGCUGGCUGGGCUGGUGAAUUAUUAUUGGCACAUAUUUUGCUAGAUAUUGGCGGGGAAAGAAAGUCAUGUAUCUAACGAUUUCAGAGUUGAGUUACGGAAGAUUGGUUCUUGG